AUGGCAAUCACCGAAAAGGCUCGUGAUAAGGUGAAGGCGCAUCAACUUGAGAAACGGAGUCGCAAGUACCGUAUCGCACAUUACCAUUGGAUGGUUGCAACGAACAAGGUGGAGACGAUUGCAGACGAGAUCCCUCUCGUCAUUGUGGUCAGUAAGGAAGACGUUGCAGAUCUGGGCAAGCUGAAGGACCGUUGGGGCUUCCGCGGACGUGUGAAGAUCCUUCGCCAGCGAAAUGGAGAACCAAGAUUGUUUUGGAUAGUUCGCCAAGCUGACGAGGAACAUGAGUUUACCAUCGUUGUGGAAUUUCGUGCUAAGAAGAGAUACCCCAGUGGUGAUGUUGAUAGGAUAAGUCAGUUGCCGGAUGAUAUUCUCGUUACGAUUGUAUCUUUCCUAUCUCUCAAGGAAGCUGCACGCACUAGCGUUCUUUCUUCUCGCUGGAUAAACUUGUGGAAACACGUCCCGCGCCUCGAUUUCGAUGCAGAAACUGCAUUGUGCAAGACCUCACACAAAUAUGAGUUGUUGUACAGUGAAGAGAGCUGCAAGUACGUAGAAUGGGUGAAUCGCGUCAUCCGAUCGCACAAAGCGGCCACCUUAAAAGAAUUCAGAGUGUGUUUCGAUUUAAGCCAAACUGUCGAGAAUGCAAUCACUCAGUGGCUUGAAUUUGCGCUUGUGAGGCAUAUUGAGCGAUUGGAUUUGGACUUUUCAGCCAGAGCUUUUAAUAUAGACUUUUCAGCCAGAGCUCUUAAUAUAGGCACCGUGGGUUCUACAUACUACGCUUUCCCGGAGAAAUUCGUGAAACGCCCUUCACAAAGUUCAUCUACUAAUUUCAAGUCCCUCAAAUCAUUGUCUUUGAAAUGUGUUAAUUUGACCCGUGAAGCUAUCGAAUUACGUGAAAGAGUUACUCGAUGCACUUUCUUGUCGAAUUUUCCAAUUGGAGAUUCUUACCUUAAUGAUUACGUUCAAACUAAGGCAGGUAUCGUGGGCUCCAAGUUUCCCCAACUUCCUGAACUGAAGAAGUUGGUCGUUGAUUAUCAGCCACACGAUAAAGAAAGUUUGUUGGAACUGGCACAUUUGAUGAAGGCAUGUCCUUAUUUGCAGGAAUUUGUUUUACAGUCGACGUGUGCAGAACUUCCGAGAUUAUUAAGAAGAAAAGUGAAGAGUUCCUUAAAGCUUGCGCACGAGCAGCUUAAGGUGUUCAAGUUCCUUGGCUAUUGCGGUAGCAGAAGUGAUGUCGAAUUUCGGGCCAAGAUAACCUACAAUGAUAAGGACAGAAUCAGUCAUUUAGCCGAUGACAUUCUCGUAAUGAUCCUGUCUUUGCUAUCGUUCAAGGAAGCCGUAUGCACGAGCGUUCUCUCGUCUCGUUGGAUACACGUGUGGAAACAAAUCCCCUCUCUCACCUUUGAUGCACACGUUUCUUUGAAAAGGGUUGCAAGAGGGUUCGACAUCAGCACGAUAAAGAGGCAAAAGUACGUGAAAUGGGUGAACAGCGUCAUCCAAUCUCACGAAGCGGCCGCCUUGAAAGAAUUCCGAAUCUGCUUGAAUCUGAGCAACUUAGCUCGGAAGGCGAUCACUCGGUGGCUCAAGUUUGCGUUCGCGAGACGUGUUCAGGUGUUGGAGUUGGACCUUUCGGCGAAAGAAGUGUUCUUUCGCCGUCAGUUUUCUCAUUGCGCUUUCCCCGAAGAGCUACUGACUCAAAGUUGGGGUGAAGCAUCUUCGUCGUCGAAACCCUCUUCGGAUGGUUCCGGAGUUGACUUUAACUUUCUCAAAGUGUUGUCUUUGAAAUAUGUUGUUGUGACAUGUGAAGCCUUCAAGUUGUUUAUACGCAACUUCCCGAAGCUCGAAAGAUUGGUUGUCGAAGGGACACACGACUUAUUAAAAGUUGAAGCUUGCGGUCCGUCGCUUGCCUUAAAACACUUGGAGUUAAGCUGCUGCGAAAAUUUGAAAACCGUGAAGGUUUCGGCGCCAAAUCUCACUACACUUAUUCUUGCGAAAGUGGGUGUGGAGAAUCUCUCGAUCGAGAAUGUUCCAAAGCUCGUUGAGGUAUCUGCUGAUUCUCGUGGCGACGGAGUUCUUGCAGAAAAAAUACUUUCUGCGUCGUCUUCCUGGAUUUCCCAAUUGGAGAUUUUUAGCUUGAAGCUAUCUGCCAAGACAACGGAAUUCGUUCCCUCCGCAGCUCUUGAACUAACUAAACUGAAGAAGUUGGCGGUCUUUAUUUAUCAUGGAAAGGGUUACGAAAGUCUUAUGGGAGUGGCUCGUCUGAUAAAGUCGUGUCCCAACUUGCAGGAAUGUCUUUUUAAGUUAAUGUGGUGGAGUCCUUAUUGCGUACGUAGAGUGCUGAAGAGUAGCGUGAAGUUUCCCCACGAGCACCUGAAAGUGUUCAAGUUUUACCGCUAUUUCGGUCGCCCUGAUGAGGUUGAAUUACUCGAGUCCGUCCUGGAGAACUGCAUCGUGCUUGAGAAACUCGUCAUUGAUCCCGAUUACCGUUCACCGUAUUUCGUUGCACCACAAAACCCUGAUGACGAAAACGAGAAACAAGCUGUAGUGGAUGCAUUUAAGCUCGGGAUUCAAUCCCAACUACCUCAGCACAUUGAGUUGGUUAUUCUUUGACAUAACUCUACAACAUGUUUGUAGCAUUUCCCGUUUGUUGUAUUCAACAUGUUUGUUGUACUUUAUGAGUUUAAAACUACAAGACUAGUGUUUACUUCUCUUUGAUUUCUUAUUGAGAUGCUGGAAUUGGUUUUUUAAUUUUUUUAUUUUUUUUUAUAUGUGAAACAGUGACAUAAUGUACGAGGCAUGUACUGUGAUUUACUAUGGGUUUUUUUUUUGGUAUACUUUCGGUGAACUUUAUUCGGUUAUAUUCUAACGUGCGUGCAUAUAGAUUGUUUGCAUAUUUUACAUACAUCCACGUGUAAAUGUGUGUACAUUAUUGUGGGAAAUGUACUUCACCAGGUGUAGUAUCUACAUGCUCGAUUAUAUUCUGACGUGCAUGAAUAUAGAUUGUUUGCAUGUUUUACGUACAUCCACGUGUAAAUGUGUGUACAUUAUCGUGGAAAACUGUACUUCACUAGGUGUAGUAUCUACAUGAUCGAUUAUAUUCUGACGUGCAUGCAUAUAG
Molecule: messenger RNA, 3115 nt
Organism: Erythranthe guttata (spotted monkey flower)
Lineage: Eukaryota; Viridiplantae; Streptophyta; Magnoliopsida; Lamiales; Phrymaceae
Source: RefSeq, a predicted model, not a curated record